GGGGAAAGCGAGCCGCCACAAAUACCACGGAAGAUACCGCUGUAUCGCGUGCGACAGAUGCACCAGUCGCUACGAUUGCUGAGCCAGCGGCAGACCCAUCUGCAAAGUCGGGGAUGCAGACCCGCAAACGAGUGCUGCCGUCGCGUUCGCGGAGGGGUGGGCCAGGAGUUGGGAACUGUGACGUGGACGUCAUGAUCCUUGAGACGAGACGUAGACAAUUCGAGAGCGAACCACUCAUCCCGCCGAAUACCAGGUUCCUGCUAACGACCAACCUCGCACUCCUACCCUCCACUUCUAGCGAAGGAUUAGCAGACAUUGAGCUCAACACGCAGGCGUAUGGACGGUACUUCGACCGGCCGGAAGUUCAACAGGCGUGUCGCGAGCAGGCACUCAUUCAGACUCCGGAGUUCACCCAGCUCUCGGAUGACGCUCUUGUCGGAGGUCGGUUUCGGCCACGGAAUUCAGACGAGGAGCUUGUGGAUACUUCUGACGCCGCAUACGAGAAACGACACCGCAAGUAUGAAACAUUCGAGAAGCGCCAGCGGCUGAGGGAGAAGGAGAAGCUCAAGCACGAGCAGUACAAAUUGAGAGAGCGUAUCGAGCAACUACGUGCAAUGGAGGCGGCCGCGUUUUUCGCGCUGCCUGCAUCAAACUUCUCCGAGCCGUCGGGCACUGCGCACGAGAGCACAUUCGACGAGGACCUUGGCGAGCUCCCUGGAACGCAUGUCAACGGCGCCGCCGCGUACAACGAGGGUGAACGCCGCCGAAGGGAGAUGCUCGAUGUUGCGGAGGCCCUCGAGGAGAGGUACCGGGUGCUCUUACCCCCUGACCGCAAGUGGCUGGAGAAGAAGGAAAGGAUGAAGCGCGAGCGUGCAAGUGCAAGUGGGAGCAUCUCCGUCGAGCCCGAGCGCCGCAGGGCGACGCCUCAUGAGGUCGACUCCGAGGAAGAAGACGAGCUCGAGUCUUCUGUUUCUGCGCCGUUACUCCGGCACACGCGCGAGAGCAACGGCGGGUCAGAACUAGACUUCGAAACGGGAGAUCACAAACGGUCGAAGAAGCUCAAGCUACGCAUACCGCCGCGCCUGCCACUUAGCGAGCUUUCGAUAACUCCUGCGAAGAAGCCGCAUCAUAACUCGAGCACAAUGCUCAUCGCCAGCCAGAAUGGCCAAUCCGCCAUUCGUGCAGCGGAUGGCCGAUUCCUAUCCAAAGCAAAACGCUAUCGAAGUCCACCGCGUAAACGCCUUAGGAUGUCCAAUGUCAUCGCAGACCCUGCAAGCUCUCCUGCCAAACACUCGGUUACCAGCACCGAGAGCGGGAGUGGUCGCAAUCGUCAACCUUGCGUACUCAUGCUUUCUGCCAUACGCGACUCUGCAACCCAGAAAAACCGCAAAACUCAGCGGCAUGUCACAGCCUUUGGUGUUCGAGUUCCUCCAGAGAUCGAGGCGAUUCGAGACUUCGAAAUCCCUCCAUGGGUAGAAGAAGACUACGAGGAGGAUGAGCUAGCAGGAGACGAAAGCUACGCGGAAUACACAGCUAGCGAUGAUGAUGCGGCCUCCGGACAUUCGCAUGGAAACGAGUUCGAAGAGAUUGAGUGGGACGAGGACACGAAGGAAGAUAUCCCCGAGAUCGAACUACUCGAUGAUUGAACCCAAGCGUCACAGAUGCCUGCUAGCUUUCCGAUAGCCUAUUAUUCGCGUAACAGUAGACCAGCGUAUGUAUCCGUAUUACGAGCUUUGUUAUCAGUACUCUAUGGCGCGUUUGUGCCAGGUGUGAUCGCCCGCGGGACACCAGUGAGAUUGCUCACGAUCGCAAGCGCAUUUAGUCUUUGGUCGAGGGGAGCGGCGGAGACCCUUGACAAGGCGAGAUGAGCAUAGCCAACAGGGCCCAGCUUCUUCAGCGUGUCCCCAGGUGUGGAAACGAGCGCUUGCGGCAGAUAACGAGAAUACUCGCCGGCGGUCUCCUCCAGCAUGCGUUGAGUGCGCGUAGACGAGGGUGAUGCCGCGGAAAAGGUGAGUGGGACGACUUGGUGUGUAGCCGGCGAUGAAACGUCGAACAGAGUCUUGAGGUCCGUCCCCUGUACGAUUCUCUCAACUACCACUUUCUUCGCCUUCUCGCCCCUUGCGUUUGUGGCAUUGUUCGCCCUGGCCUCAGCACCCUCCGCCGUACCUUCCGCCGCGAACUCCUUCUCACCCCGACGACGCCGGUCCGCGAGCUGCGGAGGCGUGGCGAGUUUGACUUGCGAUGACCGGAGGUUGCCGGGCUUGUGUUUAGGGAUCCAUUGUUCUUUAGUGCGUGCAAUCUCUUGCGCACGCUUGUUCAUGAGGCUUGAUGAGAGGCUACCGCGACCAGAGAAUUCUGCCUGGCUCAUACCAAGGGGACUAUGGCCCCGUUGUUGAACAAUAGUGUCGCGUUCGGGGAUGGCCAAGUCACCGAAAGCAUUGGCGAGAGGAAUUCUCGAUUUUCGGAUAGGCUGAGCUGGAGCAACUUGCGAAACCGCCGGCUCGGUCGUCUCGGUAACAGCAGCAGUAGUGUUCGUCCGAACGGCGGUCAGAGCCCCGACCGUAGAUCGCGCGUUGGCUCUGCAAGACUGCAAAGUCGUUCUGCUGAGCACCAUCACAGGUAGUGGC
This is a messenger RNA of Phanerochaete carnosa HHB-10118-sp, 2627 nucleotides long. RefSeq lists its product as uncharacterized. The record is from RefSeq and is a predicted model, not a curated record. The transcript is spliced from 6 exons. Bases 192 to 1646 code for a protein of 484 amino acids. NCBI's taxonomy places the organism in Eukaryota, Fungi, Basidiomycota, Agaricomycetes, Polyporales, Phanerochaetaceae.